GACUGAUCACUUUACUAAGCUGGCAUGUGCGUAUCCGUGUCCAAACCAGUCUGCUAAGACUGUGGCUCGUGUUCUCUGGAAUAAUUUCUUCUGCGUUUAUGGGUUCGCUGAUUGUAUCCAUUCUGACAGGGGUGCUAACUUUGAAAGUUCACUUAUUGCAGAAUUACUUCAGUUAUCUGGUGUUGGAAAGUCCCACACCACACCUUAUCAUCCCAUGGGGAACGGUCAAGCAGAACGUCUAAAUCGCACGCUGGGUGGGAUGAUUAGAGCUCUGCCAGCUAGGUCCAAGGCUAAAUGGCCUCAGAUGUUGAACACAUUGACAUUCUCCUAUAACUGCACUGUUCACGAGACUACUGGGUUUCCGCCCUUCUUCUUGAUGUUUGGACGCACCCCUAGGCUGCCAGUAGAUGUUAUGUUUGAAAGUGUGCUGUUGGAUGGGGACACGGUCGAUGUGGAUAAGUAUGUCCAGUCUUUGGGUGAGGAUCUGAGAGAAGCCAUGACAUUGGCUCAGCAGCAUGCUAGUAAGCAACAAAAGAGACAAGCCGAGGCCUACAACAGAUGGUCGAAGGGUCAUUCGGUAGAGAAGGGAGACAGAGUUCUACUUGCUAACAAGGGAGAGAGGGGCAAGAAGAAACUGGCUGAUCGCUGGGACAGUGCGGUGUACAUAGUUGUUGCGAAGAACAGCUCACUGAACACAUAUCGUAUACAGCACCCUACCACUGGACGCAUCAAGACGGUGCAUAGGAACCUGAUUAUGCCAGUCAACUUUCUGCCUUUGCCUUCUUGGGAGGAACCUGAGAGUCACGGAUAUCUAUCGAGUGGUGACGUGUUCUCUGAGAUGUCUGCAACGUCCAGCAAAAUGGAUGGGAGGGACGCAAGGACUGUUCACUGGGUAGCAAGCCUUCCUGAGUCUUCUGGGAGGAUAUUCCAAGAGGAUGGUGAAGUCCCAGUUGAUGGAAGUGAAGUGGAACGGCCAUAUGACGUCCCCUUGAGUGAGGUGUGCUCAGUAGAAGUAGACCAGAGAGAGAUCCCCAAAGCCUACAAGAGUUCUGAUGGCGAAACUCCAUUCAGUGGGGAUGGUGCUGUGACAGAUGUUGUUAACUUGGUUGAAGAUGCUUUGUCAGUGUGGUCUGUGGCAAUCUACCAGGAUUCUGAUCAGUCGUCUGACACUACUAGUGUUGAGUCUGUAACUGAAAGUGUGCUGGCUCCGGAUAGGCCGAGUUGUAGUAUUCCCCAACCUGAGGUUAGACCUCUGAGCAUGGUCUCCAGUUCGUAUCAUCCGGAGAGUCAAGGGGCUCUCGAACGCUGGCAUCAGACGCUGAAGGCAAUGGUACGCAACUCAAGUAAGCCGGUCCAGUCCGCCGUCUCCAGUGUGGCUGCGGUGGUGCUGAAGCCUGGCUGGGAUCUAGAGGAGGAUAAGGAGGACGGGUUGGAGUUACGCCAUACGCUACAGCAGUGUGAACGCUUAUAUCUGCUAGCCCCCACCCUACGAGGUUCUGUUUGA
Molecule: messenger RNA, 1504 nt
Organism: Salmo salar (Atlantic salmon)
Lineage: Eukaryota; Metazoa; Chordata; Actinopteri; Salmoniformes; Salmonidae
Source: RefSeq, a predicted model, not a curated record